CACGGCUGCCUGUCCAGGCUGAGCUGACAGCGCGGACGGGGCCUUCUGUCACCCACCUGACGAAGGCCCACCUGCUCCAAGACGGGCGGUGCCGCGGCCGCGGCCGCCGUCUACAGGCGCUCCUGCAGCAUCGACGCCACCUCCUCCCCUUGGACCAGCAGAACGGCACCAUGAAGUUCGAGUCCUGGACCCACGACAAGGCCAAGGUGGACCUGGUGAGCAUGCACGGCCACGUGGACGGACUGGGCUUCCGGGAGAGCGGCGAGUGGGUCAUCGUGGACGCCGUGGGCACCUACAGCACCAGGACGUACGAGGGCCGCGCCGAGGCGUACCCCGACACCUACGCCUUCGUCACCCGGCGCCCGCUCCUCCACAGGGUCAGCCUGCUCGUCUCCGGCCUGCUGCUCUCCCGCCUCGUCCUCCUGGUCUUCGGCCUGCCCGCCCAGGGCGGCAGGAAGGUCACGCUCUGCAUCUCCGUGCUGCUGGCGCUCACCGUCUUCCUGCUGCUCCUCACCGAGAGUCCGUCCACCUCGCUGGUCGUCCCGCUCACCGGCGAGUACCUGCUCUUCGCCAUGAUCUUCGCCACGCUCUCCGUCGUCGUCACCGUCCUCGUGCUCAACGUGCACCACCGCUCCCCGCGCCCACGCCGUGCCCGCCCGGCGCGCCGCGUCUUCCUGGACCCGGUGCCGCGGCUGCUCUUCAUGGAGCGGCCGCCCGCGGUCAGGGGCAGCUGCCGGCGGCUCGUCGAGUCCAUGCACGACAUGGCCGGUGCCCCUCGCUUCUGGCUGGAGCCUGAGGAGGAGCCCAGCUUUGUGAGCAGAGUCCAGAGCCAGGGCUCCCCGCCCACCUUGUCCUUCUGUGCCCCCCUGGACACGCCAGGCAAGCCCCAGCCGGCCUACGGGCCCUCAGACUGGGCGCCCGGUCUGCAGCCAGCAGAGGCCGAGAAAGCCAGCCCCUGCCCGUCGCCCAGCCCCUGCCGCCCCACCACCCGGGGGCUCGCCAAAGCCAGUCUCGAGCGCCCACCUGCGUCCAGCCCCAGCAAGGCCCCGGAGGGCGGCGUCCGGUGCCGGUCUCGAAGCAUCCAGUGCUGCGUCCCUCAGGCUCGGCCGCCUCCCAGCCGGUGGCCCGUGGCCAGCUCCCUUCACUCCUUGGCUUCCUGGGCUGAGCGCCCACCCCCAGAGCAGGCCUCUCCCUGCAGAUGUAGGUGCAGGCAGCCGUCCAGGGGGUCCUCCAGCACAGCGCUCAGGGCCUCAGGGCCCCAGCGCCGAAGCGCCGCCCCGCGGCCGCCCCUGCCGCGGGCGCUGACCCGGGCCGCUGUGGGAGUCCGCACAUCGCGGACCACCUGA
Pipistrellus kuhlii (Kuhl's pipistrelle) is the source of this 1346-nucleotide messenger RNA. RefSeq names its product cholinergic receptor nicotinic alpha 4 subunit (gene CHRNA4). Gene Ontology annotation, biological process: signal transduction; monoatomic ion transmembrane transport; regulation of membrane potential. The record is from RefSeq and is a predicted model, not a curated record. Gene Ontology annotation, cellular component: membrane; neuron projection; synapse. Lineage: Eukaryota; Metazoa; Chordata; Mammalia; Chiroptera; Vespertilionidae. Gene Ontology annotation, molecular function: neurotransmitter receptor activity; transmembrane signaling receptor activity; extracellular ligand-gated monoatomic ion channel activity.